ACUACUACAGCUCCAACCACCACAACUACUGCCCCAACCACAACUACUGCACCAACCACGACAACUACUGCCCCAACCACAACUACUACUGCCCAAACCACAACUACUACAGCUCCAACCACAACAACUACUGCCCCAAUCACAACAACUACUGCCCCAACCACGACAACUACUGCCCCAACCACAACUACUACUGCACCAGCCACGACAACUACUGCUCCAACCACGACAACUACUGCCCCAACCACAACUACUACUUCUCCAACUACGACAACUACUGCACCAACCACGACAACUACUGCACCAACAACUACUACUGCCCCAACCACAACUACUACAGCUCCAACCACAACAACUACUGCUCCAACCACAACAACUACUGCCCCAACCACAACAACUACUGCCCCAACCACAACUACUACUUCUCCAACUACGACAACUACUGCACCAACCACGACAACUACUGCACCAACAACUACUACUGCCCCAACCACAACUACUACAGCUCCAACCACAACAACUACUGCUCCAACCACAACAACUACUGCCCCAACCACAACAACUACUGCCCCAACCACAACAACUACUGCCCCAACCACAACUACUACAGCUCUAACCACAACAACUACUGCACCAACUACAACAACUACUGCUCCAACCACCACAACUACUGCCCCAACCACAACUACUGCACCAACCACGACAACUACUGCCCCAACAACAACUACUACAGCUCCAACCACAACAACUACUGCCCCAACUACAACUACUAGUGCACCAACCACUACAACAACUGCACCAACCACAACAACUACUGCACCAACCACAACUACUGCCCCAACCACAACUACUACAGCUCCAACCACAACAACUACUGCCCUAACCACAACUACUACAGCUCUAACCACAACAACUACUGCCCCAACUACAACUGCACCAACCACAACAACUACUGCCCAAACCACAACAACUACUGCCCCAACUACAACUACACCAACUACAACAACUACUGCUCCAACCACAACAACUACUGCUCCAACCACAACAACUACUGCACCAACCACAACAACUACUGCACCAACCACGACAACUACUGCACCAACAACUACUACUGCCCCAACCACAACUACUACUGCACCAACUACAACAACUACUGCCCCAACCACAACUACUACAGCUCCAACCACAACAACUACUGCCCCAACCACAACUACUACUGCCUCAACCACAACUACUGCACCAACCACAACUACUGCACCAACCACGACAACUACUGCCCCAACCACAACUACUACUGCCCCAACCACAACUACUACUGCUCCAACCACAACAACUACUGCACCAACCACAACAACUACUGCACCAACCACGACAACUACUGCACCAACAACUACUACUGCCCCAACCACAACUACUACAGCUCCAACCACAACUACUGCUCCAACCACAACAACUACUGCCCCAACCACAACUACUACUGCACCAACUACAACAACUACUGCACCAACCACGACAAUUACUGCCCCAACCACAACUACUACUGCACCAACCACGACAACUACUGCUCCAACCACGACAACUACUGCCCCAACUACAACUACUACUGCACCAACUACAACAACUACUGCUCCAACCACCACAACUACUGCACCAACCACAACUACUACUUCGCCAACUACGACAACUACUGCACCAACCACGACAACUACUGCACCAACAACUACUACUGCCCCAACCACAACUACUACAGCUCCAACCACAACAACUACUGCUCCAACCACAACAACUACUGCCCCAACCACAACUACUACUGCACCAACAACUACUACUGCCCCAACCACAACAACUACUACUCCAACUACAACUACUACUGCACCAACUACAACAACUACUGCUCCAACCACCACAACUACUGCACCAACCACGACAACUACUGCCCCAACCACAACUACUACUGCCCAAACCACAACUACAGCUCCAACCACAACAACUACUGCCCCAACCACAACUACUACAGCUCCAACCACAACAACUACUGCCCCAACUACAACUACUACUGCACCAACCACUACAACAACUGCACCAACCACAACAACUACUGCACCAACCACAACAACUACUGCCCCAACCACAACAACUACUGCCCCAACCACAACUACUACAGCUCCAACCACAACAACUACUGCCCUAACCACAACUACUACAGCUCUAACCACAACAACUACUGCCCCAACUACAACUGCACCAACCACAACAACUACUGCCCAAACCACAACUACUACAGCUCCAACCACAACAACUACUGCCCCAACUACAACUACACCAACUACAACAACUACUGCUCCAACCACAACAACUACUGCUCCAACCACAACAACUACUGCACCAACCACAACAACUACUGCACCAACCACGACAACUACUGCACCAACAACUACUACUGCCCCAACCACAACUACUACUGCACCAACUACAACAACUACUGCCCCAACCACAACUACUACAGCUCCAACCACAACAACUACUGCCCCAACCACAACUACUACUGCUCCAACCACCACAACUACUGCCCCAACCACAACUACUGCACCAACCAUGACAACUACUGCCCCAACCACAACUACUACUGCCCCAACCACAACUACUGCACCAACCACGACAACUACUGCCCCAACCACAACUACUACUGCCCAAACCACAACUACUACAGCUCCAACCACAACAACUACUGCCCUAACCACAACAACUACUGCCCCAACCACAACUACUACUGCUCCAACCACAACAACUACUGCCCCAACCACAACUACUACUGCACCAACUACAACAACUACUGCACCAACCACGACAACUACUGCCCCAACCACAACUACUACUGCACCAACCACGACAACUACUGCUCCAACCACGACAACUACUGCCCCAACUACAACUACUACUGCACCAACUACAACAACUACUGCUCCAACCACCACAACUACUGCACCAACCACAACUACUACUUCUCCAACUACGACAACUACUGCACCAACCACGACAACUACUGCACCAACAACUACUACUGCCCCAACCACAACUACUACAGCUCCAACCACAACAACUACUGCUCCAACCACAACAACUACUGCCCCAACCACAACAACUACUACUUCUCCAACCACAACUACUACUGCCCCAACUACAACUACUACUGCACCAACUACAACUACUGCUCCAACCACCACAACUACUGCCCCAACCACAACUACUGCACCAACCACGACAACUACUGCCCCAACCACAACUACUGCACCAACCACGACAACUACUGCCCCAACCACAACUACUACUGCCCAAACCACAACUACUACAGCUCCAACCACAACAACUACUGCCCCAACCACAACUACUACUGCUCCAACCACAACAACUACUGCCCCAACCACAACUACUACUGCACCAACUACAACAACUACUGCACCAACCACGACAACUACUGCCCCAACCACAACUACUACUGCCCCAACUACAACUACUACUGCACCAACUACAACUACUACUGCACCAACCACGACAACUACUGCCCCAACCACAACUACUGCUUCUCCAACUACAACAACUACUGCACCAACCACGACAACUACUGCCCCAACCACAACUACUACUUCUCCAACAACCACAACAACUACUGCUCCAACCACCACAACUACUACUGCACCAACUACAACAACUACUGCUCCAACCACCACAACUACUGCCCCAACCACAACUACUGCACCAACCACGACAACUACUGCCCCAACCACAACUACUACUGCCCAAACCACAACUACUACAGCUCCAACCACAACAACUACUGCCCCAACCACAACAACUACUGCCCCAACCACAACUACUACUGCUCCAACCACAACAACUACUGCCCCAACCACAACUACUACUACUACUACUGCCCCAACUACAACUACUACUGCACCAACUACAACAACUACUGCCCCAACCACCACAACUACUGCCCCAACCACAACUACUACUGCUCCAACCACAACAACUACUGCACCAACAACUACUACUGCCCCAACCACAACUACUACAGCUCCAACCACAACAACUACUGCUCCAACCACAACAACUACUGCUCCAACUACAACUACUACUGCACCAACUACAACAACUACUGCUCCAACCACCACAACUACUGCCCCAACCACAACUACUGCACCAACCACGACAACUACUGCCCCAACCACAACUACUACUGCCCAAACCACAACUACUACAGCUCCAACCACAACAACUACUGCCCCAACCACAACAACUACUGCCCCAACCACAACUACUACUGCACCGACGACAACUACUGCUUCAACCACAACAACUACUGCCCCAACUACAACUACUACUGCACCAACUACAACAACUACUGCUCCAACCACCACAACUACUGCACCAACCACAACUACUACUUCUCCAACUACAACAACUACUGCACCAACCACGACAACUACUGCCCCAACCACAACUACUACUUCUCCAACCACAACAACUACUGCACCAACCACGACAACUACUGCCCCAACCACAACUACUACAGCUCCAACCACGACAACUACUGCCCCAACCACAACUACUACUGCUCCAACCACAACAACUACUGCCCCAACUACAACUACUACUGCACCAACUACAACAACUACUGCUCCAACCACGACAACUACUGCACCAACUACAACUGCACCAACCACAACAACUACUGCACCAACCACGACAACUACUGCCCCAACCACAACUACUACUGCCCCAACCACAACUACUACAUAUAAGGGCUGGAAAAUUUAG
Solea solea (common sole) is the source of this 4818-nucleotide messenger RNA. Its product is annotated as mucin-2-like. The transcript is spliced from 5 exons. Lineage: Eukaryota; Metazoa; Chordata; Actinopteri; Pleuronectiformes; Soleidae. The annotation marks the transcript as partial. The record is from RefSeq and is a predicted model, not a curated record.